Messenger RNA from Lasiodiplodia theobromae, 1719 nucleotides. RefSeq names its product V-type c subunit family protein. The transcript is spliced from 3 exons. Lineage: Eukaryota; Fungi; Ascomycota; Dothideomycetes; Botryosphaeriales; Botryosphaeriaceae. The coding region runs from base 1 to 1719 and encodes 572 amino acids. The record is from RefSeq and is a predicted model, not a curated record.
AUGCCGCCUCGCGUUCGUCUGCUCACCCAUCCACGAGUGUGUGCUCUUUCGCGUCCGCCGAUCCGGAGCCAGAGCUCGCUGCGGAGCUUCAUCGAGAGCCUCCAUCAAUCUCCCGAGGACAAGUCCGCUGCAACUGAGGAUGCUCAUGAUAAGUCCGCUGGAUCCAAGGAUGCUCAUGAUAGCCUCCAGGUUCAAAAAGAACUCUACCAUAUUGGCACAGUCACUACCAAAAACCCCAGUAACACGGACAUCAGUAGUCUCAUUGACCAAAUUGAGCCGGUGCCUUUCUUGAUACCGGAUCACAAGCUCCCAACUGCCAUGUUGCUGGUCACUCCAUCCUUUGCCUCCGCCCUAAAGCCUUUAAAGGUUGGCGCUCCGGAAGCAAUCACCCAGGCCGCGUCCCGCAUGCUCCAGCAGUCGCUCGAACAUGCAACUCUUCUCAAAGGCAUUCGCGUUGUCGCCGCUGUAGUCGACCGGCUCCCGAGUCCCGAGGAUAGCUCGCAGGCGAGCAAAGGCAGGGAGGGUCUGGCUUAUGCACUGUGGUUCAACGACAAUGUCACGCGUCAUAGCUGGACAGCGGAACGAGAUGCGAAGAGGAUAAGUGAACGCAACGAUGCUUCUGCUUCUAUCUCCUUUGACAUCUUCGAUCGCUUCAAACUGGUCGAUCUGGAAGGACAGCCACGAAAGGACUACUCCACUACCAUCAUCCGACUGCGCCUUCCUCUUGCAAAUACCCUCUUCCAGACUGGACACACGUCUAUAAUGUACAAUAUCUUGUACAGAGCCAGCAAAAUAGACGAACCUGUGCAUUCUGAACAUGCUGCCCUCCAACAUCGUCGUACUCUGCAUGCGGAGAAGGUCAUCAAAACCGACUCUCAACGUGUAACGUGGCCGGUAUCUGGCCGAUAUCUAGCACAUAAGAUUAGCCAUUUCCCCGUGGAGCACGAGACGUUGCACCAGCUUCGUGCACCUCUCGUGCCAUUGACCCCCCCGAGGGAGGUCAAAGCCGGCAUGGGGAACAUUAUUCGACAAAUCAUGGGCCCUGAUGGAAAAGAAGCUCCCGCAUCUCAAGAACUGGAGAAGGCUGUCUCGUCAUACUUUGAGGCUACGGGCCAGGCCCCGCAUGCUAUGCCCGUAUGGGCGCUGGUCACUUCUGAGAAAACCACCAAGUAUUUCUCAUCGUCCGUUCUCUCGGCGCUCGAGAAGUGGCAACCGCAGAGGUUCAGUCAAAUGUAUGACUAUGCUGGCAUAUCUUCUCUAUUUUUGGCCGACGCUUGGAAUGCCGACCACAAGCUAUUCCACACCGCGGUUUGGAAAGUCUUGUUGCGCGGUAAUGGGAAACUCCACCGUGUUCUCAGUGGUGGCGGCGGAUGGGGCAAGAAAGCAGGCCUUAUUUCCUUGGACCCGGCGAAAUCCAUUAGCGAGGCUGCUGAAAAUGCUGCUGAUGUCGACGAGAUGGAUUUACGACCGGUAGCGGUGCCUGGCUCAUACAUCACAUUUUUGACAUCUCCAGUUUCAUCCCUCGAAUUACCGAAAUACGAACAAGACACAUGCGCGUUCGGCACUAUACCAAGCACCAUUGAUGACAUUCCCGACACAACGACAGAAGGACCUUCCAGUAUCGAUGCCUGGCCCGGCUAUUUCGGUGCCUUGUCAGAGCAGGGGAUGAGUAUAAACUCGGCGAAAUAUGAGAUACGCAACGCCAAAGGUCAGUUCUAA